This is a messenger RNA of Trichogramma pretiosum, 1133 nucleotides long. RefSeq lists its product as uncharacterized. The record is from RefSeq and is a predicted model, not a curated record. NCBI's taxonomy places the organism in Eukaryota, Metazoa, Arthropoda, Insecta, Hymenoptera, Trichogrammatidae. The transcript is spliced from 3 exons. Bases 135 to 737 code for a protein of 200 amino acids.
UGUGACAAGCACGAGUGUUUACAAAUUAUAUCAGUAGUGGGGCUCUAAAAUCGUAGAAAAGUGUUGACUACUCGAGGCGCAUAACCUCGAAUAUUAUUUAGGUACAGAUCGUGAAAAUUAAUCAUCAUCAAAUAAUGGAAGACGGAAAAAACGCAAUUAGAGUUAAGGAUGAACCAAACGAUACUUGGCCAGAUGCAGGUAACGAGCAUAUUUUUGAUUCGAUGAACUUUUGCAAAUCCGAAAACUUGAAAAUAUUCCCGUUUUAUAAAUCACAAGGUGUCAAUCACGUGAAUAAGGUUAAAGCAUCAGAGGAAAAGUUAGGAAAAAAUAUAUCAAUAGAAUUUGAGUGCAAAUACGUUAAACCCGAAGUGAAGUUCUUAUCGAAAACUAUCUUCAAAACUGAGCAAGACAGUUGUCUACCCAUUGUUAAGAUAGAAAAUCGAGUUGAGGUAAAUCACUUGCCUGAAAAAAGUCUUGUGAUUUUGAUAAAAAAAGGGUUCGAUUAUUAUAAUAAUUGCCAAUUUCCAAAUAAUUCCCGAUUGAAACUAGACGAAUUCGAGGAAUUAGAGGAAGGAAGAAUAUUCGAUAAAAUCACUUGGACCAAAUUAUCCCUUGAUUGUAAUUUGCGGAAAAUUUAUAAAAGAGAUGAGAGUCGAAAAAUACAUAUUAGUACGAAACAAGAGAACAUUAGAUCAUAUAAAUGCAACAUUUGUCGCGAAGCAUUUACAGACAAAUGAAACGUCGAAACUCACGAAAUGACUGUACACAAUCAAACCAAGCUCUUUAAAUGUGAGAUUUGCCACAAAUCAUUUCGACUCAGAGGUAACUUGAAAAGACAUGUGAAUGCAGUACAUGAUCGUAGCAAACCCUUUGAAUGUGAGAUUUGUCACAAAUCAUUUGGAUACCAAUGUGUACUUAAAAGGCACACGAUUACAGUACAUGAUGAGAGCAAACCCUUUAAAUGUGAAAUUUGUCAAAAACCAUUUGGAUUCAAGGGAAAUCUCAAUCAACACAGAAAUGCAGUUCAUAAUCGGAUCAAACCCUUCGAAAGUGAAAUUUGUCACAAAUCAUUUGGACUAAAAAAGAUCCUUAAAAGGCACAUAACUGCAGUACAUGAUCGGAUCAAACCCUUC